CCUGAUAUAUACUGUGUAGUCGUCGAAGCCGGUACUUCUUCUUGUAGGUAGUUCUAAACUCGUAUAACAUUGGAGUCUUGUGUGCGCCAGGCGCCGUGCAUGACAAUUGGACAGUGCAGCACUAUAUUAAACGCCGAUUGCAAGUAUUAAAGUACUACACAGGGACUCCAAAUUGGGCGAAUAGAAAGCCAAAUAAAAUUGAUUCCUGUGGGAUGCGAUUCUCGCGGUCGCUUCCGUCAGAUAAUUAUAAGGUACCACCAUGCACAGCUGAAAGUACAUCUUGUACUUAUUUGUUAAUAAUUACGAUCCCAAGUAAUGCAACUGACCUAUCGCACUACAUGAAACAUCUAUUGAAUGUUUGACUAAUUCCAUAGACAUCGGAUUGCGUAUCGCUUUUGUACCGUUCUAGGCGAAUGCGGUAGAUUGGAAGAACCAGUUUUCUAAUCCUGUACGUGUAUCCACCUCGCGUGCCACCUUGAGACUGUUUUUCGCAAGGUUACUCCGUAAGAACCAGUAUAGUUCUAAAGAGAAUAGUCUCUAUAUCUUAAAUAUUCUCGUGUAGUACCAGUAACAGUAUUUUGUGCCAAGUGUUGCUAGUUUUCUGUUAUGAUUAAUUGCUAGCAAGAACUGUUUGCUGUAGAUCUACGUACAUAAUUCUAUAAUAACUGAUAACGUAUGCACUAAAAUUCCCUCUUCAGAUGUUAAUAAUGACUUUAAUUGUCAAAACCGUUGUUAUAUAUAUUUCUGCCGUUAAUGCUAAAACGUUCCAAAGUGCACCGGCCAUACCGACCAUGGAAUACGUUGGUGGCUUAUUUCCGGCCAAUGAAUCCACCAUCGUUGAUCCGGGCCAAACGCGAUUUACGGGCGGCCAUGGAUUCUCCUUGGAAUACCGGAUAAUGGCCACCGUGCUCCACACUUUUAUUUUCGUUUUGGGUCUAUGCGGCAACGUUGCGACAAUUAUUGUGUCAUUACGCACGAAGAGUCUACAAUCACCCCCAUACCGCUAUUUUGUAUCGCUGGCAUUUGCCGAUCUGCUCGUCUUGAUAUCUGCAGUCCCGGAAGCCAUCGUUUUCCACAAUUUCGGCAGGCACUGGAUGGCGGGGCAGUUGGCAUGUUCUCUGCUUGUUUACACAAAUUUUCUCGGGAUCAACGCCGGCAGUAUCAGCAUUUUCGCUUUUACAAUGGAGACAUAUAUUGCGGUGUGCCGACCGCUGAUUGCCAGCCGGUUCUGUACGCUGGAAGCCACAAAGAAAAUCAUCCUCGUCCUGUGGAUUACUGCUGUCUUUUACUGUGCACCAUGGCUGGCGCUGACAGAAGUGAAGCCGCAUCCAUUCCAGGCUGACCAAAAGAUCUGCGAUUUCCGCUUAUCCAAAGAACAAUAUGUCUACUAUUUUACCAUUGACCUGAUUUUGUUCUAUGUGCUGCCAUUGCUGACUUCCUUAAUUAUUUACUGCAAAAUCAUCCAUGUUCUGCAUCAGAGUGCCGAGCAGCGGAGACUUUCCGGAUUAGGGCAACAGCCACGCGGUGCCGAAGGAGAUAUUACAGAUAAUGCGGAAGCCGAAGAUAAUGCCGGCAAUGACCUUUCUGAAACCACGCCGGUUACCCUUAACGGACAUGACGAUUCGUACAAUUUCCAGCGGCUGGAGCAACCGCGCGUUCGGGCUCGUGCACAUAUACUAUGGAUGCUUAUAGUCAUUGUGGUCCUGUUUGCUGUUUCAUGGCUUCCGUAUCGCGGACUACUUAUUUACAACACGUUUCUAGAAGAGCCAUGGUUAAAUCUGUGGUAUCUGCUGUUUGCCAAGACGCUGAUCUACCUGAAUUCGGCAAUGAAUCCAUUCCUUUACAGUGCAAUGAGCCGGCGAUUUCGGCGUGCAAUGGCGAAUACUUUAUGCUGCCGAUCACUCAACUAUAACGAUGCACUGGAAGACAUUCCCCUGGAAAACACCCGGGUUGAACCUAUUGUUCUCAAAGAAUACGCCCACAAAACCCAAAUUUCCUCGGAAGCUGACGGCAAAAUGGAGUCGGUAGUGUCCUACUCGUAGGCGAUGCGUCAGCCGACACGUACUCACAAACAUCCCACUAUUAUCCACAAGAGGAAUUAGCUUUCAUUUCAAACGAUAACAAUCCUCAAUUGAUCAUGAUUAGACAUCCAUUUCCGAUGAGAAAGAUUGCGCUCUCUCAUUAUCCACUCGCGAAAAUCCCUUCCGCUGUGAUCUUGAAGGUCAUGGAGGUCGACGGCAGACACGGUGAAAACAGAACGCACAUUUCGCGGUGUGGCGAAAAGGAGGGCGAUGCGCGGGAUUCUGAGUUAUACGUCUUACGAAGCAUAAUCCGCGUGGAGACAAAAUUAGCCCAGGCGAUUCCCAGUGCCGGUACGACACUAUUCCCCGGUGGCCCAUGGAGAUCGCUGCUCUGCACAGCAUCCGAAAUCUACAAAAUAUUCCGUGCUCAACUUAAAAAUAUUGAUGUUUUAUUGAACACAUUACUGCACUUACUAGAGUAGUAUUCCACUAAAUUUAUUAAUGCUCUAAUGCAUGCGAAACGAUUCGCCGAAUGCUAUAAUUUCUUACCACGCUGUGCGCAGGUCCUCCCUCGUGUAAUACAAUAUGUAUUUGAAAUAUUGAUUAACCUAUAGUUUCGUAUACUGCACGCUGCACCUUUUUAUGCAUGAAAAAAGCAGCUAAUCGCAUUAUGAACUGCAUGCAACUGAUGGGGUCAGAUGUUGAAUUCACAAUAUGGUGAAGUCUGGCUGCAGCAUGGUGUAUACGAUAUAUGUUAUUUCUUGUUGAACUGAUCUCAUUC
Messenger RNA from Paramacrobiotus metropolitanus, 2802 nucleotides. RefSeq names its product thyrotropin-releasing hormone receptor-like. The transcript has 7 exons. Gene Ontology annotation, molecular function: thyrotropin-releasing hormone receptor activity. Lineage: Eukaryota; Metazoa; Tardigrada; Eutardigrada; Parachela; Macrobiotidae. The record is from RefSeq and is a predicted model, not a curated record. The coding region runs from base 699 to 2042 and encodes 447 amino acids. Gene Ontology annotation, biological process: G protein-coupled receptor signaling pathway. Gene Ontology annotation, cellular component: membrane.